This is a messenger RNA of Nomia melanderi (Alkali bee), 5634 nucleotides long. NCBI's taxonomy places the organism in Eukaryota, Metazoa, Arthropoda, Insecta, Hymenoptera, Halictidae. The record is from RefSeq and is a predicted model, not a curated record.
UGUUCACGAACCUCCCGGCCACCUUUGCCCACGAUCCCCGACCCCCGUCCCGCCGGAAUCGCCGUGCCGGCGAACCGAGAACUUCUCCGAGCGGCUGAAACUUCGCGCGCGUACUCCCACGCGGCCGAUUUUUAACGCCGCACUCGACGGGCUGCGACUUCCACGAGCGUCGCGUCGGGCCGCUCGUUACGGUGGCCGCGGAAGUUCAUGAGAACCGUUCUCGCACGGACAGUGACCGUGGAACAGGGAAGAAGGAAGAGACAGCACGAGGAAAGGCGCAAAAAGAGAGGCGAGCGGCGAGAGGAGGCUGAGACUGGUCGGAUUGGUCGAUCCAUCAUUCCGCCGGGCAGCGUCGCCAAAGCGCGAGAGGAGCCGCGUUCCGCCGGUUGGGCCGCGUAAUUAAUCGGCAGACUUAACCGGGAGCCGAAUUAAUCGGGACAGAUUUACGGGACACGUUGUACGGCCUCCCGAUACCGCGAUCAUGAAGUAUCACCGGCGCGUGCAGAUGAUCGCGCGCCGCCCGCUGAUGAAAAAGUCCGCGCGAGACCGCGGACGUUAGAGGCGGGCCGACCGAUCGUGCGUCAACCGGCUGACCUGGAACACGUCGAUUCCAGCUCGACUGAGAGCGAAACGAGCUUCCACCUCGAAACGGCUAUCCGCCUUGUCCUUUCUCGUCGCGAGCUCCACUCGUUCCCCCGCCCGUCGUGUUUGUCUCUUGACACAGCCGCUAAUUAAUCUUCCGGCUGCUCGACGGUGUCCUGGCGUGCAACGACGCCCGGCCUGCGCGAAAUAAAAUCGCGACCCGAGAGGGGACGGCGAACGAAGAUAACGAGCUGCCGUCCUGCGGGGCCGAAUAAUUCGGACAAGAGCGAACCGCCCCGAGCCACCGCGUAAUUAGCAAAACAGUCCCAGCCCGGGAGUGCUUCCGCGACGGCGAGUCGAUCCCCUCGAACUGAUCAAAGAGGCCCGAAGUUGCGGAGCCGAAAGACACUCUAUCCUUCGAGUGGCUCUCGGCGGCUUCCGCCUAUCAACGGGGAGCCGGAGACGUCGGGAACCUUUGGGGAUCGAAUCGAUGAGGAUCAGCUAGCCGGGCUGAUCCCGGCUCGCCGGAAAAGGGGAAUCCUCUCGAGGAGUAUCUCGAUCGGGGAGUUCCUGGCUAAUUCAGUGGAAUCGUCGGUGGAACCCGAACGCUCGGCGGUGAACUUCUGUCUUGGGGACGUGCGUGAUACUCGGUUGCUGCCUUCGGCUCUGCUCCGAAGGGAUUAGCCGACGGUGGAGAGUGUGGCCAACGUUUGUGGAUGUGGGAACGCAAAAGUGUCAAGAUCAACGACAGUUUGAUUCGACGACGUUCGUUGACGGGCAGCUCGGAAUGAAGUCGAGGACGAUGCCCGAAGGCUGAGCCGGCGGUAGCCCGAUAGGGGAUCCAGAGGAGCUGGCUAGCCGAGAAAUCGUUAGAGUCCGGUAGCGAGUGGCAAGAGAAAUGUCCCGGAAACAGAGGAAGAUCGGAAGAGUGGGAGGCUGAUCGGUUGGCUGGAUCCUCGGAUAAUAGCGUGGAACCGGGGUAGGAGUCUCACGGGGAUCAGGGCUGCAGGGCGAUUGAAAAUUUUCGCCGGUCCGGCGGACGAUAUUUCACGGUGAAGGAGCGCGGGGAUGAUGGGGAUCCGCGAGCAGUGAAUGUGGGUGGGGGCUAACGUGUCCAGUGACAAGGGACUGGCAUAGGACAGACGGGAAAUUGUAGAAUCGCUGCCGAGGAAGGUAUCCUGCGGGCGAGCCGGUCAGCCGACGGUGAUGGCAUGAGGACAUUAGUAAGGAAGAGCUGCGGGUCCAGCGAGGAGGAGGAUGAGGAUGGUGGUGGGCGUGAUGAUCCUUGGUCAGCUACUGACGAGGAUACUGCUCGCCGCCCAUGCUGGGGAUCGACUUGCAGCGGCUCGCAGGAUACUCAGGGACGUGCCGCUGAUAGAUGGGCACAACGAUCUUCCGUGGAACAUACGCAAGUUCCUGAAGAAUCAGCUGAGGGAGUUCAGGUUUGAUGACUUGAGGGACACCCAUCCUUGGUCCCGCAGCGCCUGGAGCCACACGGACCUCAGAAGAUUGAAGGAGGGCAUGGUUGCAGCUCAGUUCUGGUCCGCGUACGUGCCCUGCUCCUCGCAGUAUCUCGACUCGGUCCAGCUGGCCCUGGAGCAGAUCGACCUGAUUCGCCGGUUGGUCAACAAGCAUCCUGGAAGCAUGGUCCUCGUUACUACGGCGGAAGGUAUAGAGCGAGCGCAUAAGGAGGGUAGAUUAGCGAGCCUGAUAGGGGUCGAGGGUGGCCAUGCCGUCGGAGCGAGUCUGGCAGUUCUGAGGAUGUUGUACGAGUUGGGCGCCAGAUAUCUCACCCUCACGCACACCUGUAACAUACCUUGGGCAGAAUGCAGCACAGUGGAUGAACCCGGUAAAGUGUCUCACAUCGGUGGCCUCUCCAAUUUCGGCAAGAGCGUCGUGCUAGAGAUGAAUCGACUGGGAAUGAUGGUGGACCUGUCCCACGUGUCUGUGCCGACGAUGCUGGUCGCGAUGAGGACGUCCAGAGCGCCGGUGAUCUUCAGCCACAGCAGCGCCCACGCUCUUUGCAAUUCCUCGCGAAAUGUGCCUGACCACGCGCUGCGACGUUUGGCGGAUACCAAGGGUAUAGUUAUGGUGUCCUUCUACCCCCAUUUCAUCAGCUGCGGCGAGAAAUCGACGCUGGAGGACGUAGCCGCGCACAUCGAUCACAUCCGCAAGAUCGCCGGGAUCGACCACGUCGGCAUAGGAGCCGGCUACGACGGGAUCAACCUGACGCCGUCAGGCUUGGAGGACGUUAGCAAGUACCCGGAGCUCUUCGCGGAGCUGUUGGCGCGCGGCUGGUCGGAGGAGGACAUCCAGAAGCUGGCGGGCCUCAAUCUGAUCCGGGUGUUCAAGGCGGUGGAGCAGGUUCGUGACGAAAUGGCGGCGGAAGGGAUCGAGCCGCUCGAGGAGGAGAUUCCAUACGGAGACAUAAGAGGCCGGGAUUACUGCCGCUACAACGUGAAGCGGCUGAUAGCUCCAUAGCACGGCGGAAGGGUGUCCUACUAGACGAAACGGUGGAGGGGAAAGCGGAAGGAGCGAGGAAGAAGAAGAAGAAGAACAGCGCGAGAAUCGAAAGAUCGUUGUCUCGGCGAGAGGACACGGGCGUCCCCAAUAGAACCGUUUCGAUUCGCGCAGCCCCGCGUCAGCGAAUGUCCCUUUUCUCUCCGGCCUUUUCUCCGCGUGCCGUAAGUAGAUAGGCAAACUCGAUUUUCAUCGAUGAUUCCCGCGACACGGGGGAACCGGGGGACGACGUUCCGCGAGAAGACAGUCCCGGGGAUCUGUUCGCGUCGGAUAACGAAAGGCUGAGAGGAGGAGCCGGGGAUAUCGGAGAUCCUCGGAGACCAACGCGAGACUUCGCCGUUCGAAGCUCUCGAACGGCCUUCCUCGAACGCUGGACCCGGGGAGGCCGUUCUAGUCAAUAACGAUUACGUUCAGGCCGAACGCGCGAGACCGGUUCACGGACGACACGUCGCAGCUGCGAUUCCUUCACAGAGAAGUCCUUUCACUCUUCUGGCGAGACUUCGUAUUCGGACGCACGAGCGAUUUGCGGAGCGUCGCGAUCGUUUUGAAACAAUUUGGGCCGGAAUUCUCUGCUAUUCCCGAAACGAGACGUUUCGCAAAUCGCUCUUGCUUUCGCCUCGGCCUAUGCACUCGAGCAGUGAUGCCGCGCGAUUCAGGCGAAUCGGGAUCGCGUCGCUCGAGUGUGUAGAUUCGAAUUCUUUGAGAACGAUCGCUGCAACUGCGUCGCGAACCGCUCACGCGCGUUCGGCCUCGUCUACGGGAGGACUGUACACAGAAAACGGACCGAUCUCGCGAGCGACCGGCAACGAUCGCGGUCCACGUGCGAAUGGGAGCUGUUGACGUGUGUGAGUGCGUGCGAGAGAGUGAGGAGCAACGAUGCUUGUACAUACGGUACCUGAAGUCGAAGAACGAAUUACUUGAUCCUCGCGCGAAUCACCGAUCCUGGCGGGUGAUACCGAAAGAAGAGAAGUGUUGAGUUGCUUUUAACAAAUCGCGUGGCGAAUUCGUUCGGGGAGCAGCGCGACGGGUCGAUCGUCCGUCUCCGCGGAUCGGAGCGGCGAGCUAGCUGUUCGCUUGGCCAGUCUCGGGGGAAAUUGUCGCGAAGAGCGAGGGAGGAUUUGAUGACUGGCGAACGAGUGCUGCUGGUGUACUUCGCUGAUCGUGAGUUGGCCGAUUUCUCGUAAGCUAAACUGUUUCGCUAAUAGUGUAAACCUUGGAUAAUUGCAGCAAGGAACCUUUUCAUAGUUGCAACAUUAGCUAUCAGCAUCACAAUUUAAUCGUUUAUUGUCGACAGAUGAUUCUCAAAGUAGACGAUUAGAAUGUUUCCCCUAUUCACAGUUGCGUUCUACAUCUGACUUCUAUCGCAUAAGUAAUUAGGAUUCUAAUUCUAUCCUCUUCGGUGUCACUCUAAUAAGAAAAACAUAAUCGUGAAAGUUUCCUUCGGAGGUGCAAAGUAACAAAGUGUGACUUUCGAGUGAAAAAUCUCAAGUUCAUUGUCAGCCAACACUAGAACUACCGUGCCAGUCAUAAUGACUGGUUUCGAUUUGUUUGUUUAUUAUUGAUAUCUUCGAAGCAGUCUUCGAAAUGAUUUUGAAAAUAGUUUCAUUACUAUAAUGAAUGUCUGAAGAAAUUGAGAAUAAUCGUAUUAAAUGCUCGGUAGUUCUAGUGUUAAUAUUACCGAACGCUUCGAUUGUCUUCCUUCACUGGCGUUGUCCUUUCUUACGCCAUGCUCAUAUAAUCGAAUCGAUUCGAUCACUUCCUAAUUACAAUAUCCAAUCUCCCGAAUUAUGUUGCGAUUAUCCAAUGUCCACUAUGUAGAACAGCAGCGACUUCUACGCAGAGAACGAAGCAGACGGAAGAACGAAGUGCGAUUUCGUUUCCGAUGUUCACGGAAGAUUCGCUUCGAUCCCACGAGCGUCCAGCUUGCGCGCGUAGUCGGCGAGCUUACGAUCGAACGUACUUUCCUACGGAUUUUGCACGAUGGAAGCUGACCAGGCGCGUCGCCGUAUAUCACGUUCACGGACCGACGAGCCACCGAUACGCGUCUCGUUAAUCGUAACCACCACUUUAAGACUCGUAUAUUGUAUUAAACGCACCAGAUAAUAUCCUUUUCUUAACGAAUGUUUUUACACUCGAGAACUUUUAAUAUAGCCGAAAUUUUAAGGACCGCCGCGUCGGGAACGAACAGAGAGAAAGAGGUGGAAAGAGAGCGUGGGAGCGGGGGAAACGGAAGGGGUGUGGCGGUUGUAUCAGAGAUGAAUGGUCGACUUCCCUCGUGGCGUCGAUGCAUCCCGGUCGUUGAUAUUUCACUCGAGCGACUCGCGUUAUUUUCCGUUACGGUACCGAGACGAGAAGGCGAGAAGGAAAUGUACGGUGAGUUAUUGUUUCGUUUGUCGAUCGAUUUAAUAACGACCAUUUCGUGUGCAAGUAGUCGUGAUGAACGAAGCGGCCAGCCUCGUGUGAGUAUAUGCUAACAUUUCAAACGUUACUGAUACCCGAAAUAAACUCGACGACUAAUCGAAUUACGGUCGU